CAAGCUCUGAAGCUUUUUCAAAGGAUGCACCGAGAAGGGAGGCAGCUGACUAAAUUUACUUUGUCCAGCACAAUCUGUGCAUGUGCUGCAAAAUAUGCUAUCAAUGAAUGCAAGCAAUUACACGCCAUUGCAAUCAAGCUUGCAUUGGACGCAAACAGCUUUGUUGGGACAGCAAUUCUAGAUGUUUAUGCAAAAUGUAACAUGAUUAAGGAUGCCUGCUGGGUUUUCGAGAAGAUGCCUGAUAAAACUUUAGUUACAUGGAGUUCAUUGUUUGCAGGAUAUGUGCAGAAUGGCCUUCACGAAGAAGCAUUAUGUUUAUUUCGGAAUGCGCAAAGGGAAGGAGUAAAAUUGAGUGAAUUCACUCUCUCUGCUAUCAUUAGCGCAUGUGCAAGCUUAGCAUUGAAAAUUGAAGGGACACAACUGCAUGCAGUUAUUGUGAAAUGUGGUUUUCAUGGGAACUUCUUUGUGGCAGCAUCUCUUGUGGAUGUGUAUGCAAGGUGUGGCCAGAUUGAAAAAUCUUACGCACUAUUUGCUUAUAUGGAACAGAAGAAUGUUGUCAUAUGGAAUGCAAUGAUUGCUGGUUUUUCGAGGCAUGCCCAUUCUUGGGAAGCUAUGAUUCUCUUUGAGAAAAUGCACCAGUUAGGUAUUUUUCCGAACGAAGUUACCUAUCUCUCCAUGUUGUCAGUGUGCAGUCAUGCAGGUUUAGUUGAAGAGGGUCGCCACUACUUUAACCUGCUAAUGUCUGAUCAGACUGUUGAACCUAAUGCCCUUCACUAUUCUUGCAUGGUUGAUGUUCUGGGUCGAUCUGGGAAGACUGAUGAGGCCUGGGAAUUGAUUCACAAAAUGCCAUUUGAACCAACUGCUUCUAUGUGGGGAUCUUUGCUAGGGUCAUGCAGGAACCACAACAAUAGUGGGUUAGCCAGAAUAGCUGCGGAACAGCUUUUCCAACUUGAGCCUGACAAUGGAGGGAACCAUGUUUUGCUCUCAAAUGUAUAUGCUGCCAGUGGGAACUGGGAGAAUGUUCUAAUGACAAGGAAAUAUUUGAAGGAUAGUGGUGCAAAGAAAGAAAUUGGCAGGAGUUGGAUUGAAGCAAAGGGCAAAAUCCAUGUCUUUGUUGUUGGAGAGAGAAAGCACCCAGCAAUCACUGAUAUCUACAAUAAGUUGGAGGAAAUUUAUCACGAUAUGAGAAAGUUUGCUCACAUGACCAAAAUAGAAUGCGAUCUGCAUGAUGUUCAUGACGACCAAAAAGAGGAGCUGCUUAAACACCAUAGUGAGAAGUUAGCACUUGCUUUUGGGUUAAUCAGCUUGCCUCCUAAUAUACCAAUUAUAAUACACAAGAACCUUAGGAUAUGCGGGGACUGUCAUUCAUUCAUGAAGGUUGCAACCCAUAUUACUGAACGUCUAUUCAUUGUCAGAGAUGUCAAUAGAUUUCACCAUUUUAAGGAUGGCUCAUGUUCUUGUGGGGACUUUUGGUGAUGUAGGGCUGAAUUGGAAGAUGGCAGUCAACUACCAGUGGCACUCUAUUCAUGUAGCAAAUUAUUGCCUGUCAGUAGUGGCACUACAACACUAAUGAUCUAUGUCAGGACUGAUCUUGGUAGCUUUGCCAUUCAAGUCAAUAACGCCAUGCUGCUGACUCCAUUGAAUCUAGUAUCAACACUAUCGUCUGAUAUGCGCAUAAGAAAUGGAAGCAGAUGCAAGUCCUUGGUUAACUGAAUAGACUGUCACCAAGAAAGCUGUAUCUUGUGGAUGACGAGCCACAUAAUUUUCUGUGGUCCAACAAAGAUAUACAUAGGAAGUCGAUGCAAGAUUUGUUCUUACAGAAAUAGACAUGGGAAGUGGAUUUCUUCUCAGAUCACUUGCUGAAUUCAGUGCGUGAAGAAGUCUGCUAUGCUACUUACUUGAAAUAUGACUCCAGAGGAAGCUGAAAAGGUGUGCCGUAUAUCUUCGUUUAUGUAUGCAUGGAUGCGAGAGCAUGCCUGGAAGGGAUUCGUCUUUAUGCGGUCUGGUCGCGACUACCUGUUAUCAUGGUCAGCGACAGCGAUUUUACCUCUGUUAUUCAGGCCUUAGCAGGCAAUGAGCAUUGCAUUUCUAGAUUGUGUGCCAUAUUCAGUGAAAUUCAGAGAGAGGCUGAAACAUUAACUGGCUGCAAGUUUGUGUUAGCCAAAAGAGAGCAAAUCGAGCAGUUCAGGAGACAGCGGCCUUUGUCCGCCAAACAGGAGUCAUUGGUAUUUGGGAGUCUGUUUUACCAGAGAUAAUAGCCCAUGAAAUUGACACUGAUUAUAAUGGCCAAUUUCAAAUGAACACAUAAACUCUGUUUUCCCGGACAUAAUAGCCUCAUGAAAAUGACACUGAUUGUAAUUCCCAUGAAAGUGUGGUGUGAGCCUGUUCUUGCAAAAACAAAGUAACCCUUCUUCAGGUAAUGACAAUAGCAUUAUUUUAGUCCCAUGCAUGCUUCAUUUUGAACAAUUACUGCUACAUAAUUAGACAUGAUUUGUAAGCCCUGGCAUCUCUAAUGUUGCCAAUUUCAAAGUGGGAGAUAUGUUUCUUCCUUAAUUUACAUAUACUACUCACUGACACUAGGUAUUUUUUUAUUUGUCUAUUUUAAAUUGCCUUCACUCUGUUCUAUCCUUUGGGGCCUUUGUAGUUAUUUUCCCUUCUUUUUGUGAUUGAAACUAUUGUAAAAUUAGGAUUACUCUCUGGAGCAGGACCGCUUUGCGAUUCAACGGACAUACCUUAAACUUUCUAGGUCGGCUAGAGUCGUCUUUGUUGGAAUUGCAGGAGACUGCACUAACCCCUUUGGGUGGUAGCUCAACUAGGGAUUUACCUUAAGCACUCAAUUCACGUAUAGAUCUUGGUUUGCUGCUGAAGCCAUAAUCACUUUUCCUGCUAUAGGUUCUAUUUUGUUGUCUGGAUAUGUUGUUUGCACAUAUGGUGUAGCCUGACGGCGUUGUCUGCAUAUCAUUUUUUUUAUAUGCUUGCAGUAAUAUUAGUAAAAAUAUGUGAUAUGUAGGUUCUAGCACAGAGUAAAUAUCUUAUCAUGGCUGUGAUAUUAGUGUGAUCCAUUUUUUAUUUAUGUAAUCGUGAAUAGGAAUAUUAGUUGCUGUGAUAUUAUUUUCUAUGAUUUCUGGAAGAUAUAUAUUUUGCCUAGGUAUGGAAAUAAAUUAUUAUUCCAAAUGACCCACCAAAUGUAUGAUCUCAGCAACUUUUCCUUUAUAUGUCAGUUAAUGUGCUAUUGUACUUUGUUGUGAACAUAAUACUUAUAUCCUUAUAUUUAUGUGUAUAUAUUCUUGGUUAUGGCUGUUUUGUCUCAGGCUAUAGGGAGCCAUCGUUCUUACCAAAACACUCCUUCCCUUCACAAAUAUAAGAUGUUUUUACUUUUUUCUGGAUCGGAUGUAUAUAGACACAUUUUAGUGUGUUUGUUCACCCAUUUCAAUCCAUAUGUACUCCAUAUUAAAAUAUCCAAAACAUGUUAUAUUUGUGAAUGGAGGGAAUAACUUUGAUUAGAAUUGUCCAUGCUUAAUUCGGUGCUAUAAUUUUGGUAAGAAUAUGUUCUUUAGUCUGUUUGAUUUAUGUUUUGAACUAAACUGGACAGCCAAUUUGUGCACAUAGAUUUGGGCACCACUACUAUUUGACUUGGUUUUGGUGCUAUGUUGGGCACAAACCAAACAGGCCAAACCCUCCUAAAUCGAAAUGAAACUUCAGCUUUAGGACCUGUUUGGGAUGGUGAUAUAUUUUUCUGUGGGCAUCGUUGUUUUUUGAAUGGUGGUAUUUUUCCAAACAGGCCUUUAUCUGUACAAUUUUACAUGGGUAAUGUGAUUAGUUCGUAGUACUAAUUAGUUACUAUUCCCUCUGUACACAAAUUUAAACUGCAAAAACGUCUUACAUUUGUUUAUAGAGGGAGUACUUCCUUCGAUAAUUUCGUUCUUUUCAAUUCAAUUAAGGGAAUCUCUUUUUCUUGGUAUGCGUGAAGUAGACAAAGUAAGGGUCCACUUUACCAUUAUGGCAAUCACAUGGCCCUUUUGUACUAAUGUUAAGAUAAGCUAUUUGGUGUUCAAAGGCGUUAAUCAUGCAGCCCUGGAGUGCCCCGGAUAAGGUUCAUUGCCAUUAGAGAAAGCCCCGCUGCACAUGGCUCCUGUUCUUUUUUCUCGAACACACACCAAAGUGCAUGUCAUUUUGUAUUAGAACAUGGCUCCUGCUCUUGCUAGCAGACAGGAAAUUUUGGUGCUUGAUACGGUAUUGCUGCGAGUUCCAUUCAGAUGAAUCUCAUGCCUGCAUCUCACUAAUUUUUUUCACUGAACCAGGUCAGUAUUUCAGCACCGUGCUCAAUACUCUAAUCCGUACUGCAUUUUGCAAUUAUAGACAUGUGUAUCUCUCAGCCUACUUGCAGUUGGGCAGUCUGCAUACUAAGAUGUGCUCUUGCACCAAAUUAGGUGAGCAUGGUAACACAGGGUUUAUUUACUUAGCUAUCUUUUUUUUUUAGCUUUGGUGUGUUCCACAGCUGGACACGAGUCCAAAUAUUGUUUUACAGCUAGCUACUGUUUGACCCUAACUAAGAGCUGAUAGCGCCAUGUCUGUUGAGUUAGGCCAUGUUUCUCCAGGCAUCUUCUACUUUCAAUAAUUGGCAGGGCCGGCCGGAACAAUAAUCUCUAGUUUGCCUCGUACGUACAGGCCUUUCUAACAUAGGCAACAAAAGCAGGAGACAGAUCUCCGAUUUUCCUUUUGAUACGUGUUGCCGGGAAUCUUGUUGAUUAUUGGAGCCUAGUGGCCUUUUGUGUCUGGAACUUGCCUCUCAGGCCAUCAUCUUAGCCAUCCUUUUCCUUUGCAUCCUAUUAGGGCAGAUUGAGACCACUUGCACACCUCAAACUUCUGCCGGGCCUUUCCUUCCCGAGGGAUCAAAAAGGUUGAUACCGGCUAUUAAUAGAAUAGUAAAAGAUCGGGACAUGGACAUCCCCGGGUGUCGGCAUCACCUAUGGCACAUCACUUCUUUAACGAUCCUUUGGCAUCUGUCAAUCUUGGCCAUAACGUUACCCUUCCUAUUGUUUAGAGACUCUGAGAACUGCAUUGCAUCGCACGUACACUCGCUGAUUGUUUAUCUU
Molecule: messenger RNA, 5096 nt
Organism: Triticum urartu
Lineage: Eukaryota; Viridiplantae; Streptophyta; Magnoliopsida; Poales; Poaceae
Source: RefSeq, a predicted model, not a curated record